ACGAGUUCAAGUGGGCUACCUUCGCCAUUCCUGCAGAACUCGAACUGACAACCUGCAAUCAUGAUUCGCGUGCUGAUGUUUGCAUCCAUGGUUAUUCUUGGAUCAAGAGCCCUGAACUAUCAGUUCGACGAACUGACGAAAUACAUCGACAGCCACCAAGAGGAAUAUGUCGAGACUCUGCGGGAGUGGGUUGCGGUCGAGAGCGACUCCAGCGAUGUGCUGAAGAGAGCGGAGUUGGAGCGAAUGAUGGACAUGACUGCAGAGAAGCUGAGGAAGAUGGAGGGUAAGGUGGAGAUGGUGGACAUUGGACUCCAGGAGCUACCCAGUGGUGAAACCAUCCCUUUGCCCAAGGUAGUUACGGCCCAGUUUGGCAGUGAUCCUGGCAAGCAAACAGUCUGCAUCUAUGGUCACGUCGAUGUGCAGCCAGCUAAAAAGGAGGACGGCUGGGCAACAGAGCCCUACAACCUGACCGACAUCAAUGGAAACCUCUAUGGAAGAGGGGCAUCAGACAACAAGGCCCCUGUACUGGCCUGGAUCCACACAGUGGAGGCCUACCAAGCACUUGACAUUGACCUUCCUGUUAACGUGAAGUUCAUCAUCGAGGGAAUGGAGGAGACUGGAUCUAAUGGCCUGGACUCCAUGAUCGUCUCGCAGAACGACACCUUUUUCUCUGACGUGGAUUACAUCAUCAUCUCAGACUGUGGUUGGCUGAGCCGCAGGCCAGCCCUGACCUAUGGUACCAGAGGAAACUGCUACUUCUUUGCAGAGGUCGAGGGUCCCAAGCAGGACUUGCACUCCGGAGUUUAUGGGGGCACCGUGAUCGAACCAAUGACAGAUCUUAUAGGCAUUUUGGACACUCUGAUCAGCAGCAGUGGUGAGAUCCUUGUCCCUGGGAUCAGGGAGGCUGUGGCCCCGCUGUCAGAUGAGGAGUGGAAGAUGUAUCAGGACAUCGAGUUUGACAUGGAAAACUACAAGAAUAAGAUCGGUGUCAGCCGCCUCAUGUACAGCAACAAGGUAGAGCUGUUGGCCCACCGCUGGCGCUAUCCCACAGUAUCCAUCCAUGGCAUUGAAGGAGCCUUCUCGGCUUCUGGCUCAAAGACCGUCAUCCCUGCCAAGGUCAUCGCCAAGUUCUCCAUCCGCCAGGUGCCCGACAUGGACCCGGCGGUGGUCGAGAAACAGGUGACGGACCACCUGAAGGCCGCGUUCGCCAAAAGGAAGAGCCCCAACAAGCUGAAGGUGACCAUGAUCAUUGGGGCCAAGCCCUGGCUGGCGGACACCGGGCACCCUCUGUACAAGGCUGGGAGAGAAGCUGUGAGGGAAGUGUUCAAGGUGGAGCCAGACAUGAUCCGUGAAGGGGGCACGAUCCCCAUCGCCAGGACGUUCCAGGACGUGACGAAGAAGAGCAUCAUUAUGCUGCCCAUCGGGGGCUUUGACGAUGGGCUGCAUUCCCAGAAUGAGAAGAUGAGCAGGUACAAUUACAUUGAGGGAACCAAGCUGUUCGUGGCCUACCUCAACGAAGUUGGGAAGAUCCAGAAGAACUGAGGAGAUCCAGCUGAAGAACACUUCAUGUUCUUCAUGUUCAUGUUUAGUACCUACUGAGCUACCUAGCUUCUCCAAUCAUUCUUUUCAAUGCCACAGUCAUAAGGUGAGCAGCAGCAGAGCUUUCUGUGAAAUCCUUACUCUUGAGCAUUUAUUAAAAUAUUAUAUACACAAUAAAUAGCUUUAUAUAUUUUUCUACUACUUUUGUUUUGUACUGUUUUACAGUUUGACUUAAUGUGCCCCAUUCAUAAAUCCAUAGCAGUCUUUCACUCAACAUCCCUCUCACUCUUGCAGAAACAUGUGAAAUGAUUGUCUGGUCACUUCAUUUCAUGCCUGUAAAUUGCACUUGUUCUUGCUGCAUAUUUGUUCUCUGUGUCUGAUAUAGUGUCAGAGUGUGACACAUAAAUCCAUGCCUGUUUCUCUCCCGGCCUCUCUCUCCUUUCCUUUCUUUCUCCCUCCCUCUG
Molecule: messenger RNA, 2003 nt
Organism: Megalops cyprinoides (Indo-Pacific tarpon)
Lineage: Eukaryota; Metazoa; Chordata; Actinopteri; Elopiformes; Megalopidae
Exons: 12
Coding region: 61-1542 (493 amino acids)
Biological process (GO): proteolysis
Cellular component (GO): cytosol
Molecular function (GO): metallodipeptidase activity
Source: RefSeq, a predicted model, not a curated record